CAUUUCUGUUCCGAACCGAACUAUCGGAGAAAAAUGGCGGUGUGGAGUAGCAUUUUGCGUGCUGCAAGGCAAAAAUUGUUGCAGAACAGCAGCAACACAACAGCACUGAUAAAGAAUGGACAAGCAAGAUGCAUGUCAGAAGAACGGACGUUUAUCAUACGACCGAGUUCCUUUCAGUGGCACAAAACAAAAGAUUAUUUCCACUUGUACUUUUUACUUGGUGCUAUUCCCGUGCUCACCGGGAUCACCCUAGUUAACGUAUUUGUUGGUCCUGCCACACUUCAAGAAAUCCCUGAGGAUUAUGUUCCAAAGGAAUGGGAAUAUCUUCGGCAUCCAAUUCAAAGAUUCCUUCAACGUUACUUCUUCCCGUCGCCGCAACAGGAAUACGAGAAAUAUCUCCAUCAAAUAUAUCACGAGAGCCAACUCAGAAAAGUUAGGCUUCUUGAACAGCAGGUGAACAUCGCAAUGGGCACUCGUCGCGAUUACAGAAGUUCAUACUUCCGGGAGUUCUACGGCGCCAAGUAUCUUCACCACUACAAAUCAUAUUUUGAUAAAUAUAAUCCUUCCGAUUGAUUUUGCUUGCAACAGUUAAUUUUAAUUUAAAAGUUCUGUGAGAGCUGGGGAAAAUUAUUCGAUCAGGUGUAGAUACAUAAAUAAUUACGUGCUUUUGGUUAAUUUAUGCUGCGGAGUAAACCCUACGCGGUGUCAAAUCUGGUGAUAAAUAUAUCGCAUUGUACAGUUACUAUAUAGUUAAUAAA
Molecule: messenger RNA, 758 nt
Organism: Cyphomyrmex costatus
Lineage: Eukaryota; Metazoa; Arthropoda; Insecta; Hymenoptera; Formicidae
Gene: ND-SGDH
Product: NADH dehydrogenase (ubiquinone) SGDH subunit
Exons: 3
Coding region: 34-573 (179 amino acids)
Cellular component (GO): respiratory chain complex I
Source: RefSeq, a predicted model, not a curated record